Molecule: messenger RNA, 4690 nt
Organism: Sitodiplosis mosellana (orange wheat blossom midge)
Lineage: Eukaryota; Metazoa; Arthropoda; Insecta; Diptera; Cecidomyiidae
Gene: wtrw
Product: transient receptor potential channel pyrexia
Exons: 4
Coding region: 801-4010 (1069 amino acids)
Biological process (GO): monoatomic ion transport; transmembrane transport
Cellular component (GO): membrane
Molecular function (GO): monoatomic ion channel activity; protein binding
Source: RefSeq, a predicted model, not a curated record
AGCGUGUAAUUUUUUGGUGUCCCUUGUUGCCUGUUUUUUUCCCUCUCAUUUCGAAUACGGAACCAUAUAGACGAACAUAUAGAGAAAAAACGAACACAGAUUUCAAAUAGAAAUAUGUGUUUUAAUUCUCUUCACACAUACACUUGAUCAGCAUCACAGUAAUCGCAAGACAUCAAUGCGAUCACUGAUCACAAUACAAACAAAGUCAGAGAAGAGAGUACUGUGUCUGUUUCUCGUCGCAAUUCGUUAUUAAACGUUAUCUUCUACCGUUGGUUUUUUCUUUCUCAUUUCGCACAAUCGUAUCCAUCUCGCGAGCGCGGGAAUGGUAUUCUUGUUCGUUUCUUUCGAUCAUUUGCGAUUUUUCGCUUAAUUUAACUGUAAUUUAAGUCAGUUGAUCUUUAACCGUUGCACAGCUUAGAUCGGUAUUUCUUUAUAUCUCGUGAUUCGGAUUAGAGUUGAAAAAUCGUUUUUUAUAGUGAUCUUUUUCGAUAAAGUGUUAGUCGUUAUCGUGCUUUAAAUCUAAUAAACAUUGCUAAUCAGCUACAAAACAGUCAUAUUAUAGUGAAUGGCAAACAGAAUGCUACCUAAGAGUGUCACUGUGCAUGUGAACUUGAAAUAAAUAGAAAAACAACCGAAAUCGGAAGCAAAAAAAAAACUAUGCAAAAAAUGUGCGACCAACAAAAAAACGAUUCGCAGUUAUUAUUGUGAAAAAAGGGAGGAAGAAGAAAAACAUCCAAACCAACACAGAAAUAAAAAAAAAAACAAGUGAUCACUGAGAAACAAAUUGAAUAAAUUACGCAAUGGAAAAUUUGGGAUAUCGCGAAGGAACGUCCAAAUUGUCGAAACAUCGACGCAUGUCUCGAGCGGCGAGUCUGGCCGUUGAUGCCGAAGGAAUUCCAUUAUCAAGAUUCAAGCCGACUCAGUCGAAUAUGGUCCGUUGGCGAACGAACAACGUGGAUGCCAUGCUUGAAGAACAGUAUCCAUCGUCGGGCAAUUUUGAAUAUAUGGAGUGUGGUCCAUCGCCACCGGCUGAAUCAGCGCCCAGCAUGUACGACAGUUUCGAAGAACCCAGCUCGGAGUUGAGCGUACAAAUAUGCAGCGAUACGAUUCGUGUGAAUUUAAUCGAACAAAUGAAAAUGGUCGGCGGUAGAACGAGAAUACUUGAAGACAUCGAAUCAUUCGAUUCAAAUACCGAAACAUGGAAGAUUACGGCAAACAAUAUUCAAUUGUAUAUGGAAGGAGCGACCAAAGGUGAAAAGAAUAUCGCGUUCUUGUGGUCGACGUUUUUGAAGCGAGCCGAUUUACUGGACGGUUUACUGCGAGCCGGUGCCGAUUUGCAUUUUUGCGAUCCAAAUGGCAUCACUGGAUUACAUCUGGCUGCGUUCAGUGGAUGCGUUGAAUCAGUGAAAUUUUUAAUUGAUCUUGGUGUUGAUGUGCAAAGUCAGCCAAAGUGCUAUUCACCGCUGCAUUGUGCCGCAUUUGGUAAUUCAGUUGCUACGGCCGAAUUGCUGAUACGAAAUGGUGCUUCGAUCACAACAAAUACAAACAAAGCCAAUUGUGAGGAAUCGCUGUUGCAGUGCGCCGUUCGGGCAAAUGCAAUCGAAUGUGUGCAAUUGUUCAUCAAUGAAGGUGCUGACGUGAAUUCACUCAAAGCUAACGGAACGAAUGCAAUUCAUUUAGCCGCCGAUUUGGGUUUGCACGAAUGCCUGCGAAUAUUGUUGGAUAGUGAAGGUGCCGAUCCGAACAUAAGGAUUUGUAUACGUGAAAAAGAAUCGACAGCUCUGCAUUUGGCAUCGGACGAAGGAAAUGUGCACUGUGUUAAAUUAUUGCUUGCCAAAGGUGCUGAUGCAUCGUUGAAAAAUCAUCGCGGUUUUACGGCACUGCAUUUGGCUUGCCGCACCUCGAGUUUGGAAUGUGUCAAGGAAUUAUUGGAAAAUGGAAACGCCGAUCCAAAUGCAGAAGAUUUUGAUCAACGGAUUCCCUUGCAUGCUGCAGUCAGCAAGUGCGAAUCGGCAUUUAGUAUUUUGGAAUUGCUAAUUGCCAAAGGGGCCAAUGUCAAUCACAAAGAUGUAUACGGGUUUACGGCAUUGCAUUUGGCCGCACUCGACGGUUUGGCUCAAUGCGUUGAGAUGCUGAUUUUUUAUGGUGCGGAUGUGACGACAAAAUCGAAGAAAGGAACUACUGCAUUGAAUGUUAUCACGCGAAAAACACCGACGUCACUAGCAAUGAUAACACAAAAAUUGGAUGCCGCAAUCACGCUACACCAAUCCCAAGAGAAUGCAACACGAGAAGUCGAACUCGAGCUGGACUUUCGACAGUUGCUACAGCAUUGCCAUCCAAGAGAAAUCAGCUAUUUAAAUACGUUCGUCGAUGAGGGCCAAAAAGAAUUUCUUGAGCACCCCCUUUGUUCUGCAUUUUUGUACAUCAAAUGGGGAAAAAUUCGAAAAUAUUAUAUCGGCCGAUUGGUGUUUUGCUUCUGUACCGUUCUUUUCCUUACGCUGUAUGUUUUGACUGCACUCGCACACACCUGCUACAAUGGCAGCAAGCUCAUGAAUGAGACGAUUAAAGACCAGGAACUCUGUCAAAAGCAGUCAAUUUUGGGCGAUUUACUCCGAACAAAUCCAUUUGUGAUUGAGAUGCAAUGGUGGGUGCUCGUUGUCAUCAUUAUAUUUGAAAUAUUUCGCAAACUCUACGGUUUAACGGGAUAUACGUCGGUGCGUAGGUACGUUUCACAAGUGGAAAAUAUCAUCGAGUGGUUCGUCAUAGUAAGCGUGUUUCUUACAUCCUACAUUUACAACAAUCGAACAGAUAUCUGGCAAAAUCACAUAGCGGCCUUUGCCGUGCUUUUAGGUUGGACAAAUUUAAUGCUGAUGAUCGGUCAGCUGCCGAUAUUUGGUGUGUACGUAGCCAUGUAUACGAAAGUACAGGGUGAAUUUGCUAAGCUAUUCAUGGCUUAUUCCUGUAUGCUGGUGGGAUUUACAAUAAGCUUUUGUGUUAUCUUUCCGUCAUCGCCAGUGUUUGCGAAUCCCUUGAUGGGGUUCAUUACCGUGCUUGUUAUGAUGAUUGGUGAACAAGAUUUGAGCCUACUAACAAAUGAUCCGGAUGGCAAAGAUCCGCCCGUUUUGCUGGAGAUUAGUGCUCAAAUUACAUUCGUGCUAUUUUUGUUGUUCGUGACGGUGAUUCUAAUGAAUUUACUGGUCGGAAUUGCUGUGCACGACAUUCAAGCGCUGAAAAAAACGGCUGAACUCUCAAAAUUGGUGCGACAAACCAAACUUAUAUCGUACAUUGAAUCGGCUCUAUUUAAUCGCUAUUUACCCACAUGGCUGCGAAAGUUGCUACAUUACACUGCAUUGGUGUCACCGCAAGCGUAUCGCGUGGUAUUGUGUGUAAAGCCGCUGAAUCCGGGUGAAAAACGUUUGCCCAAGGACAUUUUGAUGUCAGCCUACGAAGUUGGCAAGCAACGGAAAUUUUUCGAUACAACAUAUAUAUCGAAUCCAAACACUUAUUCACCGCACUACGCACAAAAAUACAAAAUGAUGAGUGACAGUACAAAUUUUUAUGAUCGCAUCAAUGAAUCGGACUAUGGUUUUGAUACGGAGAGUGUGGGAACGUUGUCCAAUAAAAUCGAUGACAAUGCGGAAAAAAUUGAGGCGCUCACCAAAGAAAUAUCCGAAUUGAAAAUGGUUCUACAGCAAAAUCAUCAAGUCAUUGAUCAACUGCUAACCGUCAUCACAAAUCAACAUAAAAAUAGCCUGAAUCGAAGUCUUUCGCAUUCGCCACAAAAUUCAAAUACAAACCACAUUAAUAAUAAUAUCAGCACAUCAAAUAAUCGGCCACUCAACAGCAUUUGUCACAAUAAUAUCGGUAAUAGAAUUCAAUCGGGCAAUGGCAACGGUAAUAGCAACAACAACAGCAGCAACAGUACCAACAGCAACAACAGCAAUGGCAACAGUGAACAUGCUAAAAACAAUCUGAAUAAGAGCAACGCCAACCAAACAAAAAAAGAUUGAUCGAAUUCAACAAUGUUUAUAUUUUCAAUGGAAAAUUACUACGUAUCACAUAUACAUAUGAAUCGUGAAUGUGCCCUUAGUUUACUUAUUUAAAUUUAUAGAAUUACAAUUCCAUAAAAAGUGUGAAAAAAGUGAUAAAUAUGUAGAUGAAGGAACAAUGGCAAUUGCCCCAACAAUUAAACCAUAUUCAUUGACAUAAACGAAAACUAUAAAAUAAAACUUCAAACAUUAAGAUAACCAUAUUAGAGAAGUAAACAAACCAAAAUUUGAAUGGUUCCUUUUAUUCUGAGUUUGAGAGAUGCAUUGCAACAAAAUUUUAUACCGUAUUUACGUGACCUAAUGAUAGUACACUGAAUAACAAUGAAUACUAUUGAAAUAGAACUGUGCCAAGAAUAUGAAGUCGUCGACAUUUCUUCGUCGGCGUGAAAAAUGAGGAAAACAAUUAAAUAAAAUGAAAUUGUGAUAUUUUUCAAGCUUAAACAAGUGUCAAAGUAAUUUAUACAUAUACGUUAUAUUACUGUAUGAUUUUUGUUGAACUUUGGCUAUAUAGUAGCAUUUCGGCUAUUUUUACAAAAAAAAAUUAAUAACAAUACAAUUAAGUGAGUUCGCAGUUAAGUUCUCUUAUGAUUAAGUCAAUUAUCAACUAUGAAUAAAUAUAAUUAUUUAAUAAGCAGAAAAAA